GCCAUCAUCUUAUGCCUUUUGCAUUGCCGCUGCUCGCAAACACUACCUGGAACAAUGGUGUACAGACGCGAGACUUGAACAGCACACAAGCGGCAUAAUCCUCAUCAUACAAGUAGCAAAAAGGACGCGGUGCAUCUGUGCGGGACUAUUUUAACAUGCAUAGGAUGAUAGGCGCAUGAAUUUGCAUGACAUAUGACAACCGUUUUGGGCCUAGCGGCCUAGCCACGCAAUGGCAGCAUUGGAGUUCAGGAUUAAGUUUGUGUCUGAUAGGCAUGAACCCGACUUCAUCGCGCACGUCCAAGAUGGGGACACCAUGGAAGCAGUUGUUCAACAGGUGUGCAAGGCCAAGCACAUUCCGCAGACAAAACGGCUGAGAAUUCUUUGCGCUGGGCGAGAGCUAUAUGCAGAUGACCUGGCGUCGAAAGCACCUGGUAGGGUGCUGCACUGCAUCGUGACCGACACGGAGCCUCAGCAGCCAGAGCCGGCACCGCAGCGUAAGGCGGUGCAACCACCCCCACCCGUGGUUGAGCAGCAGCCUCCUGUAGACUGGCUGGAUGUGGUUGACCCUGAGACCGUGUUGAUGUGGAUAUUUGGCUCCAUCUUGGCGUUGCUAUGGCUCCUCUUCAUGUUUUACGCCAACAUGUUCGACAAGACCAGUAUUGUCAUGCUGGUCAUGAUGACGCUGUACCUGCGGUGGCAGUUUGGCAGCGGCAUCCAUACGACGGAGAAAUCCCGCCCCGACCGCCAGCGCGUGUUCGACCAGGCAGCUGACCACACGUAAAUGCGCCCGCGGGGGGGCGAGCUAGUGGGGCUGAUGACUCCAAUGCUUAUGACACACGGACCUGGUGCAGUUAGGGGCCCGCAGGAGGGGAUUAACCCCAUGAAGAAGAGGCUAGAGCUAGAACUUUGCCUUAUUGGCCGCAUUAUGGAUGGUUAGCUCGAAAAGUUCAAUAUUCAAUUUUCGUGAAUGGUUGGGGUGGCUGCUGUGGAUAGUCGCAUUUUGGGAAUAGAGGCUUUUAAUGGAUCACUAGCCACAGCAGUUCUUAAGUGUGCUCCUGCGUGGGUAGCUUGAUUGCGAAUUUAAAAGUGCACCUGAAGCAUGGAUGUAGCAUUUUAGGUUGGCUGACCGUGCGCGUUGUGUGCGCAUCAGACGGACUUUGCACGCGGAACAUUCCUUUGACCCUUCGGACAUCAACCUGUCGGGUAUAAUCCGUGUAUAGCAAGCGAACUGACCUGGCUUUUGGAGACAGGUCGAGACUGUCGUUCUGUUUCUAUGUAGAUCCUGGAAAUUGCUGUUAUAAGACGUGGGUAG
Molecule: messenger RNA, 1312 nt
Organism: Volvox carteri f. nagariensis
Lineage: Eukaryota; Viridiplantae; Chlorophyta; Chlorophyceae; Chlamydomonadales; Volvocaceae
Exons: 6
Coding region: 230-781 (183 amino acids)
Source: RefSeq, a predicted model, not a curated record